This is a messenger RNA of Bipolaris sorokiniana ND90Pr, 4531 nucleotides long. RefSeq lists its product as uncharacterized. Gene Ontology annotation, biological process: intracellular distribution of mitochondria. The transcript is spliced from 2 exons. The coding region runs from base 196 to 4125 and encodes 1309 amino acids. Gene Ontology annotation, cellular component: cytoplasm. Gene Ontology annotation, molecular function: mRNA binding; protein binding. The record is from RefSeq and is a predicted model, not a curated record. Lineage: Eukaryota; Fungi; Ascomycota; Dothideomycetes; Pleosporales; Pleosporaceae.
CCGCACCGCACUACACUGCUCCCCUCCUCUCUUUCUCCCUCUACCCUCUCUCCCCACCUCUGCUGCAUCUCAACGCCUGCUGUUGGACGUCAAUGCCUGCGUCCUGUGAAUUGCCCUAAUUGCCCACUCCAAUUCCCUCCCUGCAUAGUCGUCCACUGCCCGGGCUUGGGGCUUCCUAUUCACUCAUAGCCAACCAUGGCCGCCAACGCCAACGACACCACCAAGUCGGGCGAGACUCCCGCGACCGCGACCGCUCCAGUCGACAAGGCCUCUGGCAAUGAGCAGACCGAUGGCGCAGACCAAGACGAUCGGGCCAAUGGCCAGCAGCCAGAUAACAUUUUCCAGGUCACCAUCAAGCUUCCCCAUGAGCCCUUCGAGAUGCCCAUGACUAUCUCGACGGCAGAGCAGGUGCAGGAUCUCCGCCAGUCCAUCAUCGAGAUGCCGCAUACCUUCCAGUACUCGUGCUUCCACCUCGAGCACAACGGCGAGCGCAUCAACGACUACGUUGAGCUGUCCGAAGUCAAGGACCUCAAGCCCGACUCGGUCUUGACUUUGGUCGAGGAUCCCUACACGGAGAAGGAAGCCAGGCUCCAUGUCGUCCGCGUGCGUGAGCUCAUUGGUGCUGCUGGCGACCGCACCGAUGCGCUGCACGGCCUCAUGGCUGGCCUCUCGCUCCACGACACUGUGGGCCAUGAGCACAUCUUGAAGCCUAAGCAAGAUGGCCCCGAGCAGUCGCCAUUGGCCGACUACGACUUUAAGACGUCCGGCGCCGUCAAGAACCUACUACCCCCGGCCCCAGAAGCGGCGCCAAAGACGAUCAAGUCGAUUGCCGUCUCGCCCUGGAACCCACCCCCGUACCACCUUAGGUCCAAGGGUCAUCUGCUGUACCUCGUAGUCACCACCAACGAGAACGAGCAGCACCACAUUACCAGUCACGUUUCUGGUUUCUACGUCAACAAGUCGUCCAACGCCAGUUUUGAUCCCUUCCCGCGACAGGCACCAAAGGACAAGCGCGCCCACUCGCUCCUUACCCUGCUUGAAGAGCUGUCUCCCUCUUUCCGCACUGCAUUCCCUGAGCUGCUCGAGCACAAUGCGAAGAAGGAGCUGCUUACCAUCUUCCAGCUCUCCAACGCCAUCCCUGCCAACCCAUGGCUAGUCCCUGCGCCCAACUCGGCCCUCACCCCACAUCAGCCAGAUCUCGCCCGCACACAGGAGAGCUACCUGAUUUCCGGCGUUGAGAACACUGAGACGCUCCGUGAUUGGAACGAGGAGUUCCAGUCCACCCGCGAGAUGCCCAAGGAGGCCGUCCACGACCGAGUCUUCCGCGAGCGCCUUACGUCUAAGCUAUUUGCUGACUACAACGACGCUGCCACUCGUGGUGCCAUGUUGGUAGCUCGUGGAGAGAUUGCGCCCCUGAACCCAACAGAGGCCAAGGAUGCGCAAAUCUUCGUCUACAACAACAUCUUUUACUCGUUCGGCGCCGACGGUGUUGGCACAUUCGGCGCUGAAGGUGGAGAUGAGGCAGCUCGUGUUGCUGUGGGCAAGGAUGUGUUUGGUGUGCGCGCGGUCAACAACCUCGACAUUCCUAACCUUUUUACUUCUGGAACCGUCGUUGUUGAUUAUCAAGGAAAGCGCAUUGUGGGCCAGAGCAUAGUUCCAGGUAUCUUCAAGCAGCGCGAUCCUGGUGAGCACCAGAUUGACUACGGUGCGGUUGAGGGCAAGGAAAUCGUGGCAGACGACAAGUCCUUUGUUCCUCUUUUCGAACAGCUAUCCAAGGCUCUGCGCGUCAAGAGGCACCCGGUUUGGGACAAGGACAAUGUUCGCCACGAACUGGAAGGCAGUGUCGAGACUAAGGGUUUGAUCGGUACUGACGGUAGGCGAUAUGCCUUGGAUCUCUACCGCCUCACCCCGCUCGAUAUUUCAUGGAUAGAGGCACACUGGACUGAGCCUGGAGAGGAGGGCGAGUCAAAGCCGAAAGAUAAGGACUAUCCCCACCGAAUGGCCACUUUGCGCCCAGAGCUGGUCGAGUCUUAUGGCCGAGUCAAGCUCCGCGAAUACGUCAAGAAUGAGCUUGCCAAAAAGGCCGAGGCUAAGAAGGAAGCCAAGGAUGAGGAGAGCUCAUCGGAAGAAGAGUCCUCAGAAGAAGAGGACUCCGAGGAAUCGGAUGAUUCCGAUGAAUCCGAAGAAGAAGAGGGCGCCGAAAAGAAGCCUAAGGAGAAGAAGUUGACCAAGGAACAGAAGAAGGCUGCAAAGAAGGCUGCCGCUGAGAAGAAGCCUGAUGAGGACCCAGAACAGGAGCGCGUCGACAUCUCUGGCUUCUCCUUUGCCCUCAACCCCGAUGUCUUCUCUGGCCAGAACCCCCAAUCGGAAGAGGACAAGAAGGAGUGGGCUCAGGACGAGGCCGAAGUCCGCGCUGCUUGUGAGCACCUCACAUCCGAGGCCAUUCCUCGCAUGAUCCAGGAACUCAAAGAGGGCGAAGUUGGUUUCCCAAUGGAUGGCCAGUCUUUGAGCAACCUCUUGCACAAGCGGGGUGUAAACAUUCGCUACCUUGGCAAGCUUGCAGAGUUGGCUGACAAGCCUGACCCAAGGCUCCAGGCACUUAAGCGUCUGCUUAUCCAGGAAAUGAUCGCGCGUGGUUUCAAGCACUUUGCCAACUCCAAGUUGCGCAAUGUGCCUGCACCUUUUGCUGCCCCAGCGGCCGCGCACCUGCUCAACUGCCUUCUGGGGGCCGAAGUGAGCACCAAGCCUGUGCCUGAGGGCGAUGCUAGCCUCAAGUCCAUGUACACCGAGGCUGACUUCAGCUUUGAGCAGCUCACACCAGAGACGCUCAAGAAGGAAGUCGUGGCCCAGGUAGCUCUGCGAUUCCGCUAUGACCUGGGCGAGUCGUGGGUCGAGUCUGGCAAGGAGCUGCAGAUGCUUCGUGAGGUCUCACUGAAGUUGGGACUUCAGUUGGAGAGCAAGCAGUACGCCUUCACUAAGGAAGCUUUUGCUGCCAGCGCCCCGGCCGAGAAGCCAGCUGCACCCCCGACCAACGGCCAAGCAACAACUUCUAGCAAGAAGAAGAAGAACAAGAACACACCACCAGCACGUGCGGCUAGCCCAACAGUGGCCCUCCCGCAGCAGACAUUCCACGCUGAUGACAUUCUGAACAUUGUUCCUAUCAUCAAGGAGGCUUCGCCAAAGAGCCUGCUGGCCGAAGAGGCGCUCGAGGCUGGUCGCAUGUCUGUUGCUCAGGACCAAAAGGAGCUCGGACAGGAGUUGCUUCUUGAGUCACUGCAGCUACACGAGCAAAUUUACGGUGUACUUCACCCCGAGGUAGCCAAGGCCUACCACACAUUGUCCAACCUACUCUUCAACCUAGAAGACAAGGUUUCGGCUCUUGAACUCGCACACAAGGCCGUCAUUGUGUCUGAGCGCACUCUGGGUGUUGACCAUGCCGACACUCUGCUCGCCUAUCUCAACCUAGGUCUCUUUGAGCAUGCCUCGGGUAAUACCAAGGCUGCUCUUGUCUAUCUGCGCCAUGCACUUGAGCUGUGGAAGAUUAUCUAUGGACCUGACCACCCUGACUCCAUCACUACGCUUAACAACGCCGCUGUCAUGCUGCAGUCGAUGAAGCAAUACCACGAGUCUCGCAUCUGGUUCGAGGCAUCCCUCGCCAUCUGUGAAGAAGUGUCUGGAAAGAACUCGAUCAACACUGCUACUCUGCUCUUCCAGACCGCGCAGGCCCUUGCCCUCGACAAGGACAUGCGUGGUGGUGUCAACCGCAUGCGCGAGUCGUAUAACAUCUUCAAGGAGGUUCUUGGCCCUGAUGACCGCAACACCAAGGAAGCUGAGAGCUGGCUCGAGCAGCUCACUCAGAGCGCUGUCUCCCAGGCUAAGCAGCUCAACGAUAUCGCCAAGGGACGUAUCCGGGCGAUGCCACUCCCUGGCCGCAACCCUCUCCGUCCCGCUGCCGCUGCACCUUCUGCAAGUGAUGCUGCAGCUGCUUCAGCCAGCCAGCGAAGCGGAAACAGCCGUGUCGAUCAGCGCAAGAUUGAGGAUCUUUUGAAGUAUAUUGAGGGAGAUACACAAAAGACCCCAUCGAAGAAGAAGACUCAGGCGAACCCUAGGAAGAGGACGAAGUAGAUUUGAUCAGUCAUUUCUCUUCUGGAAUCUUUGCGAUCAAAAGUUAGGCGCUAAAAGUACCCAUCUGUCGCAUUGUGGCACCGCAUCCAUGAACUGUGGCCACGAAUUUGCGAUGUUCACGUGAUAGUGCACCAGUGGCUUUUGUGCUUUCUGGGCUCUAUUCGUGUCCAGUUUUUGGGAACCGGUUUUGCAUUCAUGGAGUUAUCGGUUUCGCGCGACCAUGUUGUGAAGCGGAAAGACAGGUUUUUUCCGCGGAGGGGGGUUCAUGUACAUUGGGAUAUAACUGGGUUGUAAAGGUAAGCAAAAGUCGGCUACGUGUAGAUAUACGGGCUAGGCAUGUAAACAGUGAUGAUGUAUCAACGAUGAAUGAUGAGCUGUAUCAAAUAGCAAUGCAAAAUAUCUCCUC